CGUUCCUCUUUAAGGAAGCGGCGUGGGAGGCCCUUGGUUGGUGCGCCGUAGUUGAAAGACAAACCUCUUUGAAUAUCCGUACGGGACAGUUUUGAAAGUGGGCUACAAACUGAUGUAUAGAAACAUCGACUGUGAUAAUAACGUUGUACACCUAUUAUACAGAGCAUGGAUUUAAGAACUACGACAUCAAGAAGGACUAGUUUCUCGUUGCGAUCUGGGUGAGAAUGAAGACAUGCUGUGAAAUUUCUGUGUGCCAUACAGUCAUUUUAGGUAUUUAACUCAGAUUUCAGGAUGGCCUGACUGAGUAGCCUGUCCAACCUAUCAAACUGUAGGUAACAGACGUUGCCUGUGUCUGAUUGGUUCCUGCUGCUUGGCAUGGAGAUGGUUCCGUGGGCCACUCUGCUGAUGACAUGCAUCUGGCUGCAGAGUCUCACAACUGUCGCCCUGGACUCCUGCCCAGUGACACCACGCAAGGCUGUGGAUUUUUCUGUCCCCUACAGUUUGCCCUCCUUCCAAACACUGAACCCCAUACAAAACAUUGUGGUCGAUUUUUCGCAUGAUGUCUACGUGGCCUCUCGGAAUUUUCUGGAGGGUGUGAACGCCAGCCUGGAUAAGAUAUGGGAGGUGCGCACUGGUCCUGUGGGCAGCUCUGACUGUAAAAUCUGUAGCUCAUGUCCCAUUCCAACAGAUCCCAACCAUUUCGAGGACACAGACAACGAGGUUUUAUUGUUGGACCCACAGCUUCCGUAUUUGUAUUCUUGUGGGAGCACUCAGUAUGGGGUCUGCUAUUUCCACAAUCUUCAAUCACUUCCCCCGGAUUCAUCAAAAUGCCUGUUUAAAGAGGAGUCAAACUCCCCUGCCCACUGCCCCGAUUGCCUGGCCAGUCCUCUCGGCACGAAAGCCAGCAUUGUGCCCGUAGGGCACACUGCCUACUUUUUUGUGGCAGCAACUGUUGAUGAGCACGUGACUGAGCGAUAUAGCAGACAGUCCAUAUCAGUGCGGCGGCCUUUGUCAACCGAGGACGGCUUCUACGUGGAUGUGCAAGGCCUCACAGUGUUGCCAAAUCUACGCGCAUCCUAUCGCAUUGAUUACAUCUACAGCUUUGCCACGCAAGAUUUUGUGUACUUCUUGUCAGUGCAGAGGGAGAAUCCAGAUUUAGAGUCCUCCCGCUUGCAGACGAGGCUCGGGCAGCUGCCGAGCCGGGACUGGGAAAUGUGGAGGUACCGGGAAGUGGUUCUGGAGUGCCGCUAUGAACCCAAGCGAAGGAGGAGGAGCGCAAAGUAUCAUGACGUGAUCUACAACGUAGUGCAGGCGGCACAUUUCGGGAAAGCCGGGAAGGAGUUCGCCGGCGAGCUGGGUGUGGGUGUGGACGACGAUAUUCUGUACGGGGUGUUUGCCGUGACGGACGCGGGUGGAAGGCUCCUCGACGACUCGGCCCUCUGCGCCUUCCCAAUAAAAUUUGUGAACAAGGCCAUCGAGGCGGGAGUGAAAGACUGCUGCAGCUUCAGCCCGGAGCAACUCUCCCGGGGCCUCUGCCACUUUCAGCUCUGCGAGAGCUGUCCACAUGAGCAGAGCAAGGAGGACAAUGUCACCUGCACAGAGACACCCACCAUGGUGUCCCAGCCCUACUACAGGGUGGACCUCUUCAACAGAGAGAUGCGGAAUGUCCUGCUCACCUCUGUGCUGGUCACCACUUUCCAAUUCCAAACCAUUGCUCACAUUGGGACCAAGGAUGGACGGAUUCUGCAGUUCAUCCUAAGGAGAUCUGGUGCCACACUUUUUGCCAAUUACUCCCUGGCAGAGAAUGAGAUGGUGUCACCAGUCGCUGCUGUGCAGUCAGAGGAAUCCUUGCUCUUUGUGGUGGGAAACAAGAUGUUCAGCGUGCCCCCCCGGGGUCCAGGCUGCCGUCACUUCCUCACUUGCGGCAUGUGUCUGACGGCCCCCGCCUUCAUGGGCUGCGGCUGGUGCUCGGGAGUCUGCUCCCGGAAGCCCGAGUGCAGCGGCCAGUGGGGGAGCGAUUCCUGCCCACCUGUCCUCACCGAGUUCUUCCCAAAGACAGCGCCCCCUGAUGGUGAAUCGGAACUUACGCUGUGUGGCUGGGAGUUUCAGUCCCCUCCGCGGCCUGCCAUUAGACCUGGAACUCACCUGGUGAGGGUGGGGCAGACAACCUGUACAGUACUGCCUGAGAAGAGCAAUAGCGCACAGCUGGUGUGUAAAAUCAAUUCAAGGCAAGAGCCCCAGCCUGUCUCCAUCACUGUGGAAGUACAUGAGGGGAAGGGGGAGGGACGCUACUACAUCAAUGGGACAGCCCUGAUCGAUGGAUUCACUUUUGUGGCCCCGGACAUCACAGAUGUUUUGCCUGAUUAUGGGCCCAUAACUGGGGGCACCCUGAUUACUGUGACAGGGCAUCACCUGAAUGCUGGAAACAACAGGAGAGUUACUCUGGAUGAGGAGCCAUGUGUGAUCAAUAGUGUUUCCCCAGGUAGCGGAAACCUUUCCUCAAUUGUCUGCGUCUCAAAGCCUUCGGCCGAGCUGAAGGACGCGGUCCUGGUGGUGCACAUUGACAAGUCCCGCGUGCCCUCCACUGUGCCCUUUCACUACCGAGAGAAACCAGUGAUCACCCAGGUGGACCCACAUUGCAGCUUUCGCGGAGGGUCCAAAGUCACCAUCACAGGCAGGAAUCUGGAUUCUGUCUACAAGACCAGCAUCCGCUUUGUGCCCAGCAACAACAAGCAGCCUGUAAAAAGUUAUUGUAAUGGGACGGAGAGUCCCACCCAGAUGGAGUGUGUGACCCCCCCUUUCCUUGAGGAGUCCAUAGAAGGGCAUCUCUCCAUUGACAUGGAUGGGGCCAUUGAUCUUUGGAAACAGAAGUUCUGGUAUUACCCACAUGGUGAACCUAUCCCCUUUGACACAUUGCGACUAUCUCCCGAUCAGGAUGAAGUGUCUCUGCAUCACAAGAGAUUGAAUCUUGUCAGUUCCUGUAUGAAAAUCAUUAUGCUGGUGGGAGAAGUGGACUGUAAGGCCUCAGUCCUGGUCAAUGAAAUCACUUGCAGGAUCCCCAAUAACCUGACUAUCCCCAGUCAAGGUUUGCCUGUGAGGGUCUCUGUCAAUGGGCAUGUGUAUUUCGUGGGCAAGGUGAUCCACGUCAGCAACAACUCAGCAGUGGGCAUCGUGCUGGGAAUCCUAGCUGCACUGGUGGUUGGGGCCGUGCUAGCUUUUUUUGUCAUGAGACACCUGAGGAAGUUGAAGAAAGGUGAAGCUUCCCAGGCAGAGCACCGUUUGUCUUAUUUCUCCAGCCAGACCAGGAACAACAUUAUUGCAGACAUCUCUCCUACUGGUGACUACAGACGAGAACUGUCUUCAGACAGGACAUCUGGAUCAGGUGCGAUGGCGUUUCCUGGUCUGGCCUAUACCAACAGCCUUGACUCUUCACUGAGGCCCCUCAUGUACCCAGAAAAGAUCUGUAUUGCCAACCUCCGGCCAGAGCUGCUGGUGGAGGUGAAGGAUGUGCUGAUCCCAGCUGAGAUGCUUGAUGUGCAGCACCACCAGAUCGUCGGCAAGGGUCAUUUUGGAACAGUGUACCAUGGCUAUUUAAAAGAUCAGAAUAGCAAAGAAAUCCACUGCGCAGUGAAAUCCUUGAACAGGAUCACAGACAUCGAAGAGGUGGAGCAGUUCCUGAGGGAGGGAAUUUUGAUGAAGGGCUUCCACCACACCAAUGUGCUCUCCCUGCUCGGUAUCCUGCUGCCCGAGGAGGGGCUUCCCCUGGUGGUUCUUCCCUACAUGAAGCAUGGGGACCUCCGCCACUUCAUCCGCAGUGAGAACAGGAAUCCUACUGUGAAAGACUUGAUUGGCUUUGGACUACAUGUUGCAAAGGGGAUGGAAUACUUAGCAGGGAAGAAAUUUGUGCACAGAGACCUUGCGGCACGAAACUGCAUGCUGGACGAGUCAUACACAGUGAAGGUGGCAGACUUUGGCAUGGCACGGGAUGUCUUGGACAAAGAGUACUACAGUGUUCAGAACCAUAGGAAGGCCAAGCUGCCGGUCAAGUGGAUGGCCAUCGAGAGCCUGCAGACGCAGAAGUUCACCACCAAGUCUGAUGUGUGGUCCUUUGGCAUCUUGAUGUGGGAGCUGUUGACCAGAGGAACUAGCCCCUACCCACAGGUUGACCCCUAUGACAUCACACAUUACUUGCUGAAGGGGCGGCGGCUCCCCCAGCCACAGUUCUGUCCUGACUCUCUGUAUACCAUCAUGCUCCAGUGCUGGAACCCUGAGCCAGAGCAGAGGCCCAGCUUUACCACUCUUAUCUCUGAGGUGUCAGAGAUCCUAUCCAACAUGGAGGGGGACCACUAUAUCAACCUCCAAGUCACCUACGUCAAUGUGGACCAGCCCCGCAUUUACCCCCCCAUCAUAGAAUCUGCAGAUGAGCUCGAGUCGGACUCAGCCAGCGAAUGCUCGGGCUCCGAGUGAGGGCGAGGUGGGCGCUGGCGGUUAGCCAAGGGUCACCUGGUGGAUAGCUGGUGCUCAGCCAAUCCUCAAGUGCCUGCCUGCUGAACAGGAGCCCCUCACUUGAACGCUUGUGGAAACUGUGCCACAGGUUUGUGGAAACCAUGUUUUAAAAUGGGGCCAGUUGUUGACUCAUGUUACCAUGGCAAUGGGUGACAAAUGGAGGAGCUGCUCAGGUGGAACUCCCCCUCUCAAGAAAGCAGAAGGCAGCCUGCAGGGGGAUAUGAGGCACUGUAAAACCCCCUUGUUAUUCCAGUUGUGUGUACUGUCCGUUGCAUUUGUGUGCACUAUGUCUGCGGCAUUUGUGUGCACUAUGUCUGUUGCAUUGGUGUGCAUUAUGUCUGUGGAAUUCAUGCAUACUAUGUCUGUUGCAUUUGUGAGCACUAUGUCUGUGGCAUUUGUGUGUACUAUGUCUGUAGAAUCUGUGUGUACUCUGUCUGUGGCAUUUGAGUGUAUAUGUCUGUAGAAUCUGUGUGCACUUUGUCUGCAGCAUUUGUGUGUAUUGUGUAUUUCAGGAUAUUGAGCUUGUAAUAUCCUCCUCCCCCUGCACAUGUGCACAGAAAUCUGGCACAAGGAAGAACUGUAAAUAAGACCAAAUGUGGAUUUUAUAUAUUUUUUUGGAUCUCAUUUUUUAUUAUGAUAGACAUUUACAUUUCAAGAUUGAAAUCAAAAAAUGAUCAUUUCCACUUUGUCAAAACCCCUUUUCAUGUUCGAUGAAGUGUUGAGUCUUAUAUAAUAAUAUAUCAUUAAUUAUUGUUAUAAACACAUUCUACUAUACAGGCAAACCUGGGAGGAACAGUUAGAAAACAAGUACGUUCUUGGUUUGCGGUUUUCCAUUCACAUGGAUCAGUGACAUUGCUUUGCUAGAGUAAUUCGUCUGUGCUCUUCGGCAUACAGUAUAUAAUUCAGGGUGCAUUAAACAGCUAAAAUAUUUUCCGUCACCAUUAAUGAAAAGGAAAUUUUUCUGUAUUUAGUUGAUGUUUUGCACUAUUCAUAAACACAAACACCUUCAGAUAUCAAAUCAAAACCAGUAUCAGAGUGGCUGUUAUAUCAGAUGACACCUUCAAAGCCUUUUCCUUUUCUAACGUUACAACGAGCAGAGGAUGAUGAAUCUACUGGUGGCUGGACAGGCACACACACAAACACACACACAGACACACACACACACACAGCUCUGCUCUGCUCUGCUCUGCUCUGCAUCUGGGGAGAUCAAUUUAUUACUAUUCAUAGAAUAAAAUCUCUCUCUGGGAGGGGUUGAGACACAAGGUUAUGACAGCAUUGAAUGACCAGUUAAUUUUUCCAUCCAUAGUGUGUUCAUUUCUAUGACUAAGCACAAUCUAAUGUUUUUCUAAAAAGGAAGUCAUUUCCUCGUGGCAAGCUGUGUUUAACAUGGCAAGCAGUGUUCCUCAUCUGCAGGCUGAAAUAGUAACAAUGGGAUUUUUUGACAGAAUGGGACCUUUUCAGAAUGUAUGUUUGUAGAAGGAAGUAGGGAUGGAAAUCGGAUGGACAAUAAUUGGUGCACACACACACAUACUCACACACACUCACAGGAAUGCACAUACAAUCAUUUUUGCAUUAGUAGUAGGCUAUUAGUGUGAUAUAAUUUCAUUGACAUUGCAAAGAGAGACAAGAACUUGAUAUGUUUAAGUGACUCAUAGUUUAAUGUUAAAUGAUCAGAGUAUUCACUAUUCACAGAUUUAAACCUUUUGGGGAAAUUUAAAAAAAUAUAUAUGAUUGUUCAAAAAUGAUAGAAAUUAAAAUUCUGUUAUAACAAUUAUGCUUGAAUCUAAAUAUGCUUAAACUUUAAUUAAGCCACAGGGGACCUAUCUUUGAAAACAAGUUUCAAAAACAGGCUUGCAGUAACUAACCCUUUCUGAGCACUGAGUACGAGGAUGAAGCGAAAGCUUAGCCACUUGACUCCACUAAGAAACAUUGCACUAAUAAACUCAGGCAGAAUUUGUUUUAUUUUAUAUAAAAGGUCUUCAUUUUUCCCCACAAAUUUGGAUUUUUGGAAUGUCUGAUUUAAAAAAAAAAUUCUGAUUGUUUUUUUUAUUUAUUUUUUACUCCAUUCCUUUCGAUUGGAAGGAUGCAGUUGUACAAGGAGAUACAGUUUAAAUCUCAUGUUAAAUUUACAAAUUGAAAAGAAUGUCAAUAAAAAAAUGUCCAUGCUCUUGUGUU
Anguilla rostrata (American eel) is the source of this 6681-nucleotide messenger RNA. It is a transcript of the gene mst1ra, whose product is annotated as macrophage stimulating 1 receptor a. The record is from RefSeq and is a predicted model, not a curated record. The transcript has 21 exons. The coding region runs from base 376 to 4467 and encodes 1363 amino acids. Gene Ontology annotation, molecular function: protein binding; hepatocyte growth factor receptor activity; ATP binding. Gene Ontology annotation, biological process: cell surface receptor protein tyrosine kinase signaling pathway; multicellular organism development; liver development. Gene Ontology annotation, cellular component: plasma membrane; basal plasma membrane; signaling receptor complex. Lineage: Eukaryota; Metazoa; Chordata; Actinopteri; Anguilliformes; Anguillidae.